Eriocheir sinensis (Chinese mitten crab) is the source of this 528-nucleotide messenger RNA. RefSeq lists its product as uncharacterized. Lineage: Eukaryota; Metazoa; Arthropoda; Malacostraca; Decapoda; Varunidae. Bases 1 to 528 code for a protein of 175 amino acids. The transcript is spliced from 2 exons. The record is from RefSeq and is a predicted model, not a curated record.
AUGGACAGACAGCUGACCCACGUCCCCACACAGCUGACCCCUCAAGACAUCCACGCCUCCACACAGCUGACCCCUCAAGACAUCCACGCCUCCACACAGCUGACCCCUCAAGACAUCCACGCCUCCACACAGCCGACCCCUCAAGACAUCCACGCCACAGCAGUCCUGCACAGCUUUCAGCAGCCUUCUCCGUCACCACCACCACCACCACCAUCACCGCAGCCUUCAUCAGUGCCCGUCAAGUCAUCGCCAUACACUACACACUGCCAGCCCACGGCCCACAGCACGGUCGGGGACAGAGCCUUCACCACAGCCGGCAUCACCCCUGCACCACUGCCAGCCCCCCCCACAGCCCCCAGCGGUGCCAUACGCACUGCAGCCUUCUCCAGCCCCACAGUGGUGCCAGCAGUCCUGCAGCCCCUGCCAACGCUGGACUCACCACAGCUAACAGUCACUGCCACAGCAAACCUCAGCCUCACACUGCCACACUCGGCCCCGCCUCAGGCCGACACCAGCACGCCAGGCUAA